Trypanosoma theileri is the source of this 1611-nucleotide messenger RNA. Its product is annotated as putative ion transport protein. Gene Ontology annotation, cellular component: plasma membrane. The transcript has a single exon. Gene Ontology annotation, biological process: potassium ion transport. NCBI's taxonomy places the organism in Eukaryota, Euglenozoa, Kinetoplastea, Trypanosomatida, Trypanosomatidae. Bases 1 to 1611 code for a protein of 536 amino acids. The record is from RefSeq and is a predicted model, not a curated record. Gene Ontology annotation, molecular function: small conductance calcium-activated potassium channel activity; calmodulin binding.
AUGCGGAGAGGUAGAGAGACCAGUAUUGGUGAGGCGUGUGAAAUGGAAACACGAACCAGUUCAAUGUCAACAUCACGAAAACGGAGUGGAAAUGCUGGCAGUAGAGCAUUACGUGCCAUUCGAAAAAAAACACAGGCAGUUACUUUAGCCCCUCGACUUCUCGGUACCCGCGUGAAACACCUUCUACGGGAUGAAUUGUAUAUUGAUGUGAGUAUACGUAAUGCCCCAACUGUGGUAACGAAUGAAAUUGCUAAUUUAGAGCUUCUCGCAGCUUAUCACCGCUGGUUGCGUGGAGUACAUGCGCUGCUUGCUAUUGUGGUGUUUGUCCUUUCCCUAGUGCGUGCAGAUGUAGUAGUGAACUGGACCAUUCUCGCUGUAUCGAUUGCAGCCAUAUUAAUUAUUAUAAAGGUGUACGGUAUUAAGGCAGAAUAUACAGGACUUACGAAUGUCAUGUAUAAAGAAAACCGCAGUGUUCUCACUUCACCUUUUGUGAAUCAAAUGUUUUUGGAGAUUUUAAUAUGGAUUAUUCAAACUCCACCUAUUAUUUUAUUUUGGCGACCAUUCUUUGAGCUUUUGAAUUAUUUCAUCUUUAUUCGUCUCUAUGUUAUUGUGGUGUAUAUUCAUAAUGCUGUCUAUGUCCAUCGUACCUUCUGUCGUGCUAUGGCAGCUGUAGUGGGAUUGCCGUUGAGUAUUUCUUUUACUAUACGUACUGCACUUGUGUAUAGCAAAGCAAAGGUUACCUGCUUUACAAUACUGAUUUCGUGGAUUAGUAUUGGUUGUAUGUAUAGUAAAGCAGAACAUGUCUCUUUAAGUGAUGGUCUUUGGUUUUCAUUUCAAACCCUCAGUACUGUUGGCUAUGGAGAUCUUUCACCCACAACGACCACAGGGAGACUGGUAACUGUGUUAGCGUGGAUUGUAAGUUUUCUUCUUAUUGCGUAUAUGGUUGUUAUUCUUCAUGGUUCUCUCGUACAGGAUGAGAAUGAAUAUAAUAUGUACGUUUUGAUGCGAUGUCACAAACUUUCACAUAAGGUACGAAAUGAAUCUGCACGUGUAAUUCAAAAAGCAUGGCGUUUUCACCGCGCUAGUCUUCAACUACCACAAACAAGGAUACGGAAAGUUAAAACAUUAUUGCAAGCAUGGUCCCUCACACAUACUAUUUCUAGACUUCGUUAUGUACGACAAGAUUGGGUGUAUACAACACGUCUAUUUCGAGAGAGAAGACAUAAUCCUAUUGUGGGGUUAUCAGAAUAUAAACACCGAGAAGAACUGUAUAUUGCACAAUGUGCAGCUCGACACACUCAGCGACAGAGUGAUGUGGAUGCCUUUAUGCAAUUACUGUUAAAGAAACAAGAUAAAAUGCCGACACGUGAAGAAGUAGAGCAAGCCAUUAUUAGUAAUAGCUUAGAUAACAGUUUUUCCUCCUUUUUGGAUGGAGCACGUGCCCCAAACGUAGUUACUACUAGUGCUGUACCAUCGCUUGAUAUUGGGAGUCUUUUCGAUAAGGUAGAGGAUUUAGAAACUAAAUGCAGAGAAUUAACAACAACUAUAGAAUCCCUUUUGGCGACAGCAGCGACUAACCCUCCCAGUCUCGCUCAUUCACACGAGCGAUAG